Messenger RNA from Oncorhynchus mykiss (rainbow trout), 3274 nucleotides. It is a transcript of the gene chek2, whose product is annotated as checkpoint kinase 2. Gene Ontology annotation, cellular component: nucleus; cytoplasm. Gene Ontology annotation, molecular function: protein serine/threonine kinase activity; ATP binding; protein binding. The record is from RefSeq and is a predicted model, not a curated record. NCBI's taxonomy places the organism in Eukaryota, Metazoa, Chordata, Actinopteri, Salmoniformes, Salmonidae. Gene Ontology annotation, biological process: mitotic DNA damage checkpoint signaling; protein phosphorylation.
UUUUACACGUGCCGCGAUUCAUUCGAAAUCCCGGUAAGUGUAAAAAUGUAUUUGAUUAAAUUGUCAUUCUCAUACAUGUUUAAAAUAUUGCCCUGGUCAGUUGCACACGUCAUAGUCGGCGAGUCGUCACCUUUAUUCGACUGACUGAGGAGAAAUAUUGACCAUGUCCCAGGAGAAGCCAGAUGCUGGCAGCCAGACACAGUCGCAGCCUCAGACUCAGUCCCAGAGUGGCUCCAGCUCCUCCUCUGGGUCAGGCACUGUCAGCUCAGUGGACACCAUCCCUGUUAGGGACCUUGGCUCCAUACCAGAAGAGCCUGAGCCACAGCCAUGGGGUCGCCUGCUGCCUAUGCAGAGAGGCUUCAGAGCCCACGACUGUGUUGAGGACGACACUUGGUUUGGCCGGGACAGUAAAUGUAACUAUUGCUUUGAUGACCCCAUACUGAAGAAAUCGCCCAGAUUUGCUACGUACAGCAAAAAACACUUCCGAAUAUUCCGAGAGCAGAACAUUGUCUAUGUCUUUGACAACAGUGGCAAUGGCACGUUUGUUGACGGUACAAUUCUUGGGAAAGGAAAAACAUUGCCUCUAGCAAACAAUGCGGUGCUGUCCCUAGCUGAGGAACGCCAUAAAGUGUUUGUGUUCAUUGAUCUCAUGGCGGAUGAACAGUCCAACCUCCCCAAAGAGUUCAGUGAGAAAUACCUGAUUACCAGAAAGAUUGGAGCUGGUGUGUGCGGGGAAGUGAAGCUGGCCUUUGAGAGGGCCACUUGCAAAAAGGUGGCUGUGAAGACCAUCAACAAGAAGGACUUCCCAGCAUCCGUCGGCACUGCCACACGAAAUGCGGAACGAGAGAUCCAGAUCCUCCAAAGGAUAAACCAUCCAUGUUUGAUCAAAACAGAAGACUUCUUCCAAACAGACGACUCAUACUACAUUGUUUUAGAGCUCAUGGAGGGCGGGGAACUCUUUGAUAGGGUCAAAAGCAAGAACCAGAUAGAGGAGUCAAUUGCCAAGCUCUAUUUCUACCAGAUGUUGAAAGCAGUAGAGUAUCUUCACAACAAUGGCAUCAUCCACAGAGACCUCAAACCUGAAAAUGUGCUGCUUUCGUCUCAGGAUGAUGUUUGUGUCAUCAAGAUCACAGACUUUAAUCAGUCCAAGAUACUGGAGGAGUCUGCCCUGAUGAGGACCCUUUGUGGAACACCCACAUACCUUGCACCUGAGGUGUUCACCGACGCAGUCACCGUGGGCUACAGCAGAGCCGUAGACGCCUGGAGUUUAGGGGUCGUCCUGUUUGUGUGCUUGGCAGGCUAUCCCCCGUUCCACCCUAAUGCACAAACGGGUUUGUCAGUCAGGGAUCAGAUCACGCAGGGAAUUUAUACAUUUAUUCCAUCCAAAUGGGACGGCAUCUCGGAUGAUGCGAAAGAUGUCGUGAAGAGGCUGCUUGUAGUGGACCCCAAUGCCCGCCUCACCAUUGAGGAGGCUUUACACCAUCCCUGGCUGAUGGAUGAGGCCAUGAAGGAGACUGCUGAAUGCAUCAUGUACCCCAAGGACUCCGGAGAUGCCACAGCGGCUGAUGCCACAGCAGACUCCGUAGACACCACAGUAGCUUCAACUACAAAGAGGUCAAGAGAAGAUGAUGAUGAUGAUGAUGAGCAGCAGCCGGCAAAGAGGAGACCAGGCCCAUCCACAGAGGCAACAUGAGUCACAUUUCAUCCUCAUCACCACAUUGGAGACCCCUCCCCCCCAGGUAGUUUUCCACCGGCAAUUUGGCCCCCUGGAAAUCUACCAGUAUAUUGUAUUUUAUCACACUUCUAUUGCUACAUUUCCAUUAACUUGUCAAAUGAUUUUAGAACGUUCGAAUAGAAAAAUAGAUGCGACAAUUGCCUGCUGCGGUGCGUUUCCAUUGAACUCUUUUGACGAUAGAAACAGCUAUAUGUAAUGGUCACACAUACAAAAAAAACGUUUAUAAUAAAACAUUAAGUGUUUCCAUUAAUAAAUUGGCCACAGCCUGUAUUCCCUCCCACCUAUAUGUUUUAUGUCUCAGGUAGCCUGCAAAAGCCAGCAUGGAUAGAAUGCAAGAAUUGCCAUAUUUUAAUAAUUCUCAUGUGCCAACAUAUCACCAUGGUGAAACUUGCAUCCAGCCAACCAGAAUAGCAUUCAGGCUUUCUUGAAAGUACAGACAAUUGUCCUGCAAAGAAACAUAAUUUUUAUAGUUGAAAAACAGAUUGAGCAAGCAGUAGGCAUUUCGAAUUAAAUGUGAAGUGGAGCUUCCAAAUUCGGCAAUCGUCAUUUAUUCGAAAAACAACUUUUCCAUCAAGUUCGAGAAACGUCAAAUCCACCCGUCGAAACAGAUAAAAAUGUUGAUCUUUAGAAGAUGUCAUCUAUAGCUGCCGUUUCCAUUACAUCAUGGUGCAAUCAUCUGAAAUGUACUUGAUUAACGUUACUAUACACUGAACAAAAAUAUAAACGCAACCAUUUGAUUUUACUGAGUUAGUUCAUAUAAGGAAAUCAGUCAAUUGAAAUGAGGUUCUAAUCUAUGGAUUUCACAUGACUGGGAAUAGAGAUAUAGAUCUGUUGGUCACAGAUACCUUUAGAAAUAUGGGCCUCAGGAUCUCGUCACAGUGGCUCUGUGCAUUCAAAUUGCUAUCAAUACAAUUUUAUUUUGUUUGUUGUCCGUAGCUUAUGUCUGCACAUACCAUAACCCCACCGCCACCAUGGGGCACUGUUCACAACUGCUCGCCCAGACGACGCCAUACACGUGGUCUGCGGUUGUGAGGCCGGUUGGACGUACUGCUAAAUUGUCUAAAACGGAGGUGGCUUUUGGUAGAGAAAGUCAUAUUCAAUUCUCUGGCAACAGCUCUGGUAGACAUUCCUGCAGUCACCAUGCUAAUUGCGUGCUCCCUCAACGGCAUUGUGUUGUGUGACACAACAGCACAUUUUGGAGUGGCCUUUUAUUGUCCCCAGAACAAGGUGCACCUGUGUAAUGAUCAUGCUGUUUAAUCAGCUUCUUGAUAUGCCACAACUGUCAGGUGGAUGGAUUAUCAACACAUUUGAGGGAAAUAAUACUUUUGUGCGUAUGGAACAUUUCUGGGAUCUUUUAUUUCAGCUCAUGAAACAUGGGACCAACACUUCACAUGUUGCGUUUAUAUUUUUCUUCAGUGUACAUGUUGAUUUCCAACUUGUGGGCACAUACUGAGCUAUGUCUACUGGAAAUGUCCUCCUGUUUUGUAAAUAAUUGUCUUUGUACAGCUACUGUUGAAUAAACAAACAUUUUCCACUGGU